This is a messenger RNA of Salvia miltiorrhiza (redroot sage), 1848 nucleotides long. RefSeq names its product probable pectinesterase/pectinesterase inhibitor 17. The coding region runs from base 43 to 1617 and encodes 524 amino acids. The transcript is spliced from 2 exons. NCBI's taxonomy places the organism in Eukaryota, Viridiplantae, Streptophyta, Magnoliopsida, Lamiales, Lamiaceae. Gene Ontology annotation, biological process: cell wall modification. The record is from RefSeq and is a predicted model, not a curated record. Gene Ontology annotation, molecular function: pectinesterase activity; pectinesterase inhibitor activity.
UUUAUCACCAUUACUUGAACCUCAAAAACUCAUACCUCAACAAUGGAGCUCAAUAUCCUAAUCCCCUUAUUCCUUUCUCUCUCCUCCUUCCUCUUUAUAGCCACCGCCGUCAAAAUCCCCUCCGCCGCCGGCAUCGCCUGGUGGUGCGAGCAAACCCCCUACCCGGAGCCAUGCAAGCACUUCAUGACCCAAAACAAAGGCCAAUUAAUCCUGCCCAAGAACAAAUCCGACUUCCGAAAAAUGGCCGUGAAACUGGCCCUUGAGCGCGCCAUGACGGCGGAGGGCAACACCAAGGCCCUCGGCAGCAAGUGCCGCAACCACCGCGAGAAGGCGGCGUGGUCCGACUGCGUGAAGCUCUACCAGGAGACGAUCGAGCAGCUCAACAAGACGGUCGACCCCAACACCAAGUGCACCGACUUCGACGCCCAGACGUGGCUGAGCACCGCCCUCACCAACCUCGAGACGUGCCGGACCGGCUUCGCGGAGCUCGGCGUCACCGACUUCGUGCUGCCGCUCAUGUCCAACAACGUAUCCAAACUCAUAUGCAACACGCUCGCCCUCGCCCAAACUAACGACACCACUCAUGAGACUAGUGCUUACUACAAGGGCGGCUUUCCUACGUGGGUUGCGCCCGGGGACCGGAGGCGGCUGCUGCAGGCGACGGCCGUGAGGCCCAACCUCGUCGUGGCGCAGGACGGCUCCGGCCACUACCGGACGAUCAAGGCAGCUCUCGACGCGGCCGCGGGGAGGAGCGGCAGUGGUAGGUUUGUUAUCCACGUGAAGAGAGGGGUUUAUAGAGAGAAUUUGGAGAUAGGUAGCAAGUUGAAGAAUAUAAUGCUCAUGGGCGAUGGCCUUAGGUAUACUAUUAUCACCGGCAGCAGGAGCGUCGGAGGAGGUUCCACCACCUUCAAUUCCGCCACCGUCGCGGUGACCGGAGAGGGAUUCAUUGCCCGUGGCAUAACCUUCCGCAAUACGGCGGGGCCAGAGAACCACCAGGCGGUGGCCCUCCGGUCGAGCGCCGACCUCUCAGUUUUCUACCGGUGCGGCUUCGAGGGCUACCAAGACACCCUCUACGUGCACUCGCAGCGCCAGUUCUACAAGGAGUGCUACAUCUACGGCACCGUCGACUUCAUCUUCGGCAACGCCGCCGCCGUCCUCCAGAACUGCAUGAUCUACGCCCGCCGCCCCAUGGCCAACCAGAAGAUCGCCGUCACCGCCCAGGGCCGGACCGACCCCAACCAGAACACGGGGAUCUCGAUCCACGACUCCCGGGUCAUGGCCGCCUCGGAUCUCGUGCCGGUUCUCGGGUCGUUCCAGACCUUCCUGGGGCGGCCAUGGAAGGAGUAUUCGAGGACGGUUUUCAUGCAGACGUACAUGGGUUCUUUGGUGAACCCCGCGGGGUGGCUGGAAUGGGAUGGCAACUUCGCGCUCAACACCUUGUAUUAUGGAGAGUAUAGGAAUUCGGGUCCCGGUUCCGCUACGGGUCGGAGGGUCCGGUGGAGGGGAUACCGGGUCAUAACCAGCGCCGCCGAGGCAGGGAGGUUUACGGUGGCCAAUUUUAUUGCUGGCCGGUCGUGGCUGCCCGAGGCCGGCGUGCCCUUCACCGCCGGCCUUUGAGAUUUUAUAUAUAUAAGGCACUACUUUUUAAUUAAUUCUUUUGGGUUCAUACUAUUCUUUGCUUUGUCAUUAAAUUCCCUUCAAACGUGUUGAAAUUGUAAAAUUUAUUAAUUGUGAUGAUGUAAUGUAUUUUCUAAUGGAUGAGAGCGCCAUUUAAUUUGUUAUUCAUGUAUGUACUAUGUAGUCUUGGGCAUGUUUAGCCCGCAUAAGAAAUUAAUUUUAUUUACUAUA